UCCUGCUGCAGGUGCAGCUCUUCCUAGCUGCUGUUUGUGCCGCUAUUAGUGGUGGUGGUGGUGCUGCUACUGCUGGUAGUGAUUGUUGUUGGAGCUGAUGCUGUUACGGCUGUCAGUGCUAGCGGUGCUGUUGCCUCCGCUGCUGUUGGUGGUGCUGCUACUGCAGGUUCCUAGUCGUGCUGCUGGUGGUUGUGCUGUCACUGCUGGUAGUGCUGCUGCUGCUGCUGCUACUGCCGGUACUGGCGGUGCUGUUGUUGGUGGUGCUGCUGCUGGUGCAGACGUCUCUUCGGAACUGUGGGACUUUGCUGACUGAGCCAUGCGCCUGUGUCUGUACGCAGCGCUUGUGUCCACCCUGGUGGCUCAACUCCUCGCUGGGGACGCGGCGGCCGCGGGGGGUCGUGCCGCCGCGCGGACUCGCACCAAGAGAUGCUCCUGCGCGUCCUUCCUCGACAGGGAGUGCAUCUACUACUGCCACCUCGACAUCAUCUGGGUCAACUCGCCCGAGAAGACGGUGCCGUACGGCGUCGGGAGCAGAGGCCGAUCGCGCCGCCACGCGGAUCCCAGGGACCCGGGCCGGCCUGGCGGCAUCGGCGUCGGCACCACCGGCGGCACCGGCGGAGCGAGAGGCAGCGGAGGAACAGAGGAAGGAGGAGCAGCAGCAACAACAGCAGCAGCAGCAACAACAGGAGGAGGUGGACAACGAUGCCUCUGCCAAGACACCACAGACACCGCCUGCUUGACCUUCUGCAGACCCCGGACGCUGCUCAUUGGGGAAGGACGAAAACAAACAUGAGACGUAGCCGCGCCACCAAACGCCUUCAUCAUUCCCGAGGCGACAAGCCCUUGGCGAGCCGGUCAACGGGGGUUUCCAUCACAAACGCUUUGAACACCAAACGCUGGGCCCGGGCUCCCCCCCCCCUCCGCCCGCGGCCCAGCCCACCCCCCGCCACGUGAGUGUUUUGGAAACUCGGGGAAGAAGUAAAAAGAAAAUAUUGAUGAAAAGGGUUCCACGCGCGGCACGCGGUGGAGUCACCGUGACCCGCCACGGUGCCGCUGCUGCAGAGCUGCGCCCGGGUCGUCGUGUUUUCGGGAGCGCGUCGUUCGGAUGGAUCGUAGGCACGGUGUCGCUGGCGCGGACGCGCGGGGCCAGGAGACCCAGCGGAGUGACGUCUGUCCCGCAUCACGCGCUCCGAUUUUUUAUUAUAUAUCCCCCCCCCCCAUCAAAAUGCAACAAAAAAACGUCGCCAAGCCCUUUGUUGUUGGUCCCAAGCGUAGGAUCGGCAUCCCAAGACGUGGGAAGAUCCGUCCACAAAGGAUACGACCGCAGCUAUGCAUGCCGUAUUUUUGUUUGAAGGAACGUUGGUUCGCAAUUUCACGCCCGACGUGGAGCCGAGAAUGCCAACAGCGGUGACCUUGUUGGUCGUGUCUCGAGAAUCUCCCCAAGGGGUUUGUUGUCAAAGGAGGAGGCGAUGCUUAAAAUAUGCUCCGUAAUUGUUACAUUCAUUGUUUUGUUCCAGUUCAUGUCACGCCUUUGAUUCGUCCAAACUAGCAGACGUUGUCAUUUAUUUAUUGUGUUUUUACAAAUAUAUAUAUUAAAAUAAGUGUGGUGCUCGAGUCACAAAAUAUGUCUUUAUAUAACCUGCAUUUUAAAGCGAACUCCUGUAAAGUGUUUAUUGAAAAGUUUUAAUUGUACUUUUUUUGAA
Messenger RNA from Lethenteron reissneri (Far Eastern brook lamprey), 1703 nucleotides. Its product is annotated as endothelin-3-like. Gene Ontology annotation, biological process: vein smooth muscle contraction; regulation of systemic arterial blood pressure by endothelin; intracellular calcium ion homeostasis. Gene Ontology annotation, cellular component: extracellular region. The record is from RefSeq and is a predicted model, not a curated record. Lineage: Eukaryota; Metazoa; Chordata; Hyperoartia; Petromyzontiformes; Petromyzontidae. Gene Ontology annotation, molecular function: hormone activity; endothelin B receptor binding.